GCCCACCACGGUUCCGGCUCGGGCUGGGGAGGCCGCCUUCGCGCUCGCCGGGUCUGGGGUCCUCUACGGACCCUGUCAGCCGGGACUUGUCUAUUUCCGAACUCCGAGCGGGGCGCGCUCGGGCGGCCCACCCCGCGUCGCAUCCUGGACCGCGUCCUGCCCCGACAGCUGAUGAGGUGGCGGCGGAGCCUCGCGAGGACCGCCUCGGGCCUCACGCCGGUCUCCCCGCCUGAAAAACUCGGAUCCCAGCGCAUCCCAGCGGAGCUUGCGAAGCGGGAAAGAGCCCCGAUUUAUGUUUACGAAUUUAGCCCUCUCGGCUUUCGCGGUUAGAAUAGAGGGUUCAUCCCAGGUUCUGGCUCUUGAUUGCUGACUUCAGGGACAGGUGGUCUUCCUCAGAACUUGCGUCGUCUGGUUUUACUCAGAGGGACGCUAAGCCGUUCCCAAGUUGGAAGACAGCUGCCGUCUACCCUCUUGCACCCUUCUUUUGGGUUCAUGCUUCCAGGAUCCUACACCUGGUCCUUACGUGGCCUUCCACUUAAGGCCACUCAUUCUGGUAUGCAAAGAAGCCUUUUCACACAGAUGUCUUUAGAGAUAAUAUGGAUCAGUCUGGAGUUCUCCUCUGGGUGAAAGCAGAACCCUUUAUAGUGGGUGCCUUACAGGUCCCCCCUCCGUCCAAGUUCAGUCUUCACUAUCUCAGGAAGAUAUCCACCUAUGUGCGAACCCGGGCCACAGAGGGUGGUUACCCACGCCUGUCCUGGUCUACGUGGAGGCACAUUGCAUGUGGGAAGCUGCAGUUGGCUAAGGAUCUGGCAUGGCUUUACUUUGAAAUAUUUGAUAGUCUUGCAGUGAAGACACCGCAGGAGCGCCUGGAAUGGUCUGAGAUUCUGUCCAACUGCAUGUCCGAGGAUGAAGUCGAAAAGCAAAGAAAUCAGCUUUCAGUGGACACCCUACAGUUUCUGCUCUUCUUAUAUAUACAGCAAUUAAACAAGGUCUCCCUGAGGACAUCUUUGAUUGGAGAAGAGUGGCCUAGUCCCAGACACAGAUCUCAGUCUCCUGACCUGACUGAAAAAUCUAAUUGUCAUAAUAAGAACUGGAAUGAUUACAGUCACCAAGCUUUUGUCUGUGAUCAUCUGUCAGAUCUCCUUGAGCUGCUUUUAGAUCCAGAACAACUCACUGCAUCAUUUCACUCGACCCAUAGUAGUCUAGUCUCUCGAGAAGCUGUUGUAGCACUCAGCUUUCUUAUUGAAGGUACAGUGAGCGGAGCCAGGAAGACAUAUCCACUUUAUGAACUUGCACUGUGGCAACCACUGCAUGCAGAAAGUGGCUUCUCAAAGACCUCCAAGGCCUUUUCUUUCUACAAGCUGGAAGCCUGGUUGAGAGCCUGUUUGACUGGGAAUCCAUUUGGUACAUCUGCUUGCCUCAAGUCUGGGAAAAAAUUGGCUUGGGCUCACCAAGUUGAAGGGACGACCAGAAGAGCUAGGAUUGCUUGUAAUACUCAUGUGGCCCCUAGGAUGCACCGCAUGGUGGUGAUGAGCCAGGUGUACAAGCAGACAUUGGCCAAGAGCUCAGAUACCCUGGUGGGGGCACAUGUAAAGAUCCAUCGUUGCAACGAGUCUUUUAUUUAUCUGCUCUCUCCCUUACGAUCUGUGACAAUUGAGAAGUGCAGGAAUAGCACCUUUGUCCUGGGCCCUGUGCAGACUGCUCUUCACCUCCACAGCUGUGACAACGUGAAGGUCAUUGCUGUUUGCCAUCGUCUGUCCAUCUUGUCUACGAUAGGUUGCAUCUUUCACAUUCUGACGCCCACACGCCCACUUAUUCUCUCUGGGAACCAGAGAGUAACUUUUGCCCCCUUUCAUACCCAUUACCCAAUGCUGGAGGAUCACAUGGCCAGGACCGGCCUUGCUACAGUGCCUAACUAUUGGGAUAAUCCCAUGAUUGUGUGCAGAGAGAACAGCGGCACAAGUGUUUUCCGACUCUUACCACCGUCUGAAUUCUAUGUGUUUAUUAUUCCCUUUGAAAUGGAAGGGGACACAACAGAGAUACCUGGGGAGCUUCCGUCUGCAUAUCAGAAAGCACUGGACCAAAGAGAAAAAAAGAUACAGAUCUGGCAGAAAACUGUGAAGGAGGCUCGUUUGACAAAGGCCCUGGAAGCAUGACGAUGAAUGGAUGGAACGUGGUGCACAUGUUAAAACUAAACUGGGAAGGUGCUCUUGCUGCUUAUGAGACUUUGGGGAGUUUUCUUCCUAUUUAAGACCUUUCCUUAAGUUCGCUUCCAAUGUCAUUUGCUACUGUUUACAUUGAAUUUCAGCUAAACUUCUAUUAUAUAAACAUAUUGUUUAUAGACAUCAGAAAGCUCAUUUUGUGAUGCUAAAAUGAAAAAGUUGAUGAAGGCAUUGUAUAUACGUUAAUAUUAAAGUGAUUGAGUAUAGAUUUACAAGUAAACUUUACAUUUUAAUUUGUAUAAUGAAAGGGUUUCAUCCUUUCUAGAGUUAAAUAAGAGUUUUAUAGUUCUUUAUAACUAUUUAAAAGGAAAUUGCUACUCCUUUUGAAAAAGAAUUGGAAUGAAAGUAUGAUUUGUUGGAGUAUAAAUAUAGAAGAAAAGGUUUUAUACAAAGAUAUUUUAGUCCUUGAAGUAUGCAACAGUGAAAUUGUGUAAAAUCUUUAUUUUUCAUUUCAUUUUCUUCUUCAAAUUUUCAAUAAACAAACACUAAAAAGUAAUUUUCUCCUUUUAAUAAAAAGAGAAAAAAGCUUUACUUUUAAUUUUAGAAAAGAUUUCCAAUGUCAUUCUGUGAUGUAUCAAAAUAAAGUUUACAUUUGUUGGGAAAGCUAUGUUCUUUAAGAUAAAGGAAAACAAUCACUAGUUUAAUAAAUGAAUCUGAUUGCUGAUAAAAAUUGUUUCACAUUUAAUUAAUAAUUAAGUGUGCUCUUUGGCCAUUUAAUUAGUAAUUAUAUUUAAAAGGGCUUGAUCUCUUAUUUCUAAAAUAAAAACCCUCAGAAUGUGUUUUAAUUAUAAUUGGAGUUUUUAUAGUUUUUAUUUUAAGAUGAAAUUCAAGCAAGGAGAGCAUUACCAAAUAAAGAAACACUGGAGUAACAGAAGUGUGUUUUGGAAAUUGCUAUUGUUUAAUGAAAUUAAUGGUAUACAUUAAAUACUUUCUUUAAAAGUUUUAUAAAGUUCAGAAAACUAAGCAUGUAACUUAAUAUUUUGUAACUAAACAGUCUUCAUGUCAAGGCAUAUUUGUCUUUUUCUGAACUCACCAUAAUGUAUUUUAGGGGCAUCCUAUUUAUAAAAAUAUUUGCUGGAGGCUUUGUUAGUGGAAAGAUGAGGAAGUCAGACUUUUGAGAAGAAUAUAUUUGACUAGGAAAGUUAAAAUGAAGAAGAGUUAAUUUGUUGUUUCUUUGAGUUUAAGUGAGAUGUAAUCUCAUUCCUAAAAUCAGAGGUAUAUUAAGCACCAAAAAUUGUUCUCUACACAGAUUCCAAUAUGAUAUCAUGGCAGAGAAAUGCCACCAAGUUGGGGUUAGCUAAACCUUUGCAAAUUCAGGAUUUCCACAGUAACUGUCUCUCGGGCUACACACUAUAGCACACUUUCUUGUGGACUAGAACUUUUGUAUGUGUGUGUUUUGAAAAAACUUCCAAGUUAAAGAACAAUUGCAGGAAUGUGAAUUCCCACGUGCCUUUUGGCUAUAUUCACCAAUUGUUAACAGUUUGCCACAUUCACUUUACCACUUUACCUCUAUAUAGUGUUACUGUUUUAUUUUUGCUCAAUGAUUUAAGGGUAGGUUUCGGACAUCUGGGACCUUAAGUCCUAAAUACUAAUGUAAUUAGCAUGUAUUUCCUAAAACCAGACAUUCUCUUACAUAGUCAUAGUACACAUGAUUAAAUUCAGGAAGUUUAACAAUGGCACAAUAGUAGUACCUAAUAUAGAGUCUAUAUUAAAAUGUUCUAAUUAUCCCCAAAAUGUCACUUGUGUUGACUUGUUUUCCACACACAAG
This is a messenger RNA of Hippopotamus amphibius kiboko, 3990 nucleotides long. It is a transcript of the gene TBCCD1, whose product is annotated as TBCC domain containing 1. The record is from RefSeq and is a predicted model, not a curated record. Gene Ontology annotation, biological process: lens development in camera-type eye; maintenance of Golgi location; maintenance of centrosome location. Lineage: Eukaryota; Metazoa; Chordata; Mammalia; Artiodactyla; Hippopotamidae. Gene Ontology annotation, molecular function: structural constituent of eye lens. The transcript is spliced from 7 exons. The coding region runs from base 597 to 2156 and encodes 519 amino acids. Gene Ontology annotation, cellular component: spindle pole centrosome.